AGGCGAAGCCGAGAAAGGUUGAAAGUCGUUGCGAAUGGCUCUACGAUGAUCCAGUGCAGGAGGAUGAAGCCUGCAGCGACUCUGGAGACGAAGGCUUUCGAAUGUUCGCUGGCCAGGAGCUGCAUGCUUUCGGAGGUGGGUCAAGCUCGACCUCAUCUGUGAAGAUUGUGAACCUGGUUGACUUCGAGGAGUGUAAUCCGCCUGCCAGCCCGCGUCAUGUCAGAGCUGCCAGUCCCUCUUCCAGAACAGCUCUGGUUACGGUAUCUUUAGCUUGCCAAGGUGCUGCUUUGCCGAGAUUUGGCCUUUGUCCAACGGAGCUGGAGAGUGCGACUGCGGCAGGAGCAGCGCCUGGCUUCACAAUGCCCAUGAGGUCCAAGGAUGAUGUGUUGCUGGAAGAAAUCCAAUUCCUGCGUCAAAUGCUGGCGGACUGCAAUGAGGAGAAGAGAAUCCAGGUGGCCAUCGUCCGCGACGAAGUGGCGGAGAAGCAGCGCGUCAUCGACGAGCUGCGGAGCCAAGCCAUCGCUGCGCAGGCGACUCUUCAAGCAAUGAAGCAUGGCCGAGAGGUGAUGAGCCGAGUAGAGAGUCUGGAGGCUGAAGUGGAGCUUGCGAAAGGGCAGGUUCUCAGCCUGCAGGAGAGAUGUCGGGAGUUGGAGAGCAGCAAGCAGCAUCACGAGGCAGAGGGCAUCCGACUGAAAGGCAAGUUGGAUUUCUGGGAGGCCUCUGAUGAGUCCUUGGCCGUGAGUAGCGAGCCGGCAGUGUCAGCUUGGGACUCCGCCCUUCGAGAGGCUUGCCAGAGUUCUCUGCGACGCCUGGCAGACCGGCGAGUUGCAUUGCGGGUGGCCAGUUACAAGGAGGUGGCGGUGUGUAAGAUUUGCUACGAUCGUCCUGUAUCAUGUGCACUGCUGCCUUGCAGGCAUCACGCCUUCUGCACCUCUUGUGCUGAACGGGUGGAGCAAAGCCGAGACCAGGCUUGCCCCAUUUGCCGCACUGCGGUAACCGGCCGCUUUGAUACCUUCAGCGGAUGAAACGGCGCCACAUUGCAACAACUUCUUGUGGCCAGCAGAAUCAACAUGAGAGCCGUCGGAUGACUAGAGCAUGUUAGAACAACAGCCACUCCUCCAAAGAGUUCAAGGCUCAAUGCUACUAGGCUGAUGCUGUGGGAGAGGCGUUCACUGAAACAGUGUUGGCGGCUAGCGCCCAGCUUGUUGGCGAU
Molecule: messenger RNA, 1213 nt
Organism: Cladocopium goreaui
Lineage: Eukaryota; Dinophyceae; Suessiales; Symbiodiniaceae
Source: the annotation of a GenBank genome assembly